AUGUCGAGUUUGGAAGAGCCGCUUGGUUUUGACAAGCUGCCUAGCAUGAAUACUAUUGACCGAAUUCAAAGGUUCUCUUCUGGUGCUUGCCGACCCAGGUCUGAUGAUAUGGGAAUGGGACAUUGCUGGAUUGAGGGAAGGAGUUGCAGCUCAUCCAACAGUAGUGAGGAAGAUUAUGAGUAUACAAGAGAGACGUUUCCUUGGAAAAGACAUACAAGAGACAUUCGCCAAGGAAAUCGAAGGGCUAUGAGCUUAGGCAGCAACCACAUGAAGUCUGGAAGUAUUUGUGAUUCAUGGUAUUCUCCAGAUCAUCAACAUAGUUCCAAAUCCAAUGACAAAGACAUACAGGGUAUUACAAAUAAGUUCUUGAAAGGUAUACCAAGAUUUGUGAAGAUUGUGGAAGUUGGUCCAAGGGAUGGACUGCAAAAUGAGAAAAAUAUUGUGCCUACAGAUGUAAAGGUUGAACUGAUUCAUAGACUGGUGUCUUCUGGGUUGCCAGUUGUUGAGGCCACGAGUUUUGUUUCACCCAAAUGGGUACCUCAGUUAGCAGAUGCAAGGGAUGUAAUGGAAGCGGUUCAUGGUUUAGAGGGCUCCAGGUUGCCUGUUCUGACACCUAAUUUAAAAGGAUUUGAAGCAGCCGUUGCAGCUGGUGCUAAGGAAGUUGCUGUUUUUGCAUCGGCUUCUGAGUCCUUUUCAAAGUCAAACAUCAAUUGUAGCAUUGAAGAAAGUCUUGCACGCUAUCGUGCUGUUACUCGUGCUGCUAAAGAGUUCUCAAUUCCUGUUCGUGGGUAUGUAUCAUGUGUUAUUGGGUGUCCUCAGGAAGGAUCAAUUCCUCCUUCAAAAGUCGCAUAUGUGGCCAAAGAACUUCAUGACAUGGGUUGCUUUGAAAUAUCUCUUGGCGAUACAAUCGGUGUUGGUACACCUGGGACUGUUGUUCCCAUGCUUGAAGCUGUGAUGGCUCUUGUUCCUGUCGAGAAGCUUGCCGUCCACUUCCAUGAUACUUAUGGGCAGUCUCUUCCAAAUAUUUUGGUGUCCCUCCAGAUGGGGGUUAGCAUAUUGGACUCGUCUAUUGCGGGUUUAGGGGGAUGCCCAUAUGCUAAAGGAGCAUCAGGCAAUGUUGCUACUGAAGAUGUUGUCUACAUGCUUCAUGGGCUUGGUGUGAAAACUAAUGUGGAUCUGGUGAAACUCCUCUCUGCCGGGGAUUUCAUUUGCAAGCAAUUAGGCCGUCCAUCCGGAUCGAAGACGGCUGUGGCUUUAGGCCGAGUCACAGCUGAUGCCUCUAAGAUAUAA
Dovyalis caffra is the source of this 1290-nucleotide messenger RNA. NCBI's taxonomy places the organism in Eukaryota, Viridiplantae, Streptophyta, Magnoliopsida, Malpighiales, Salicaceae. The record is from the annotation of a GenBank genome assembly.